AUGACUCUUCAUGGAACCUUCCAACAGCGCCCUCAACUUGGAGAAGAAACAUCAGCGGCUAAUCCAGAACCACAGCGGCAAUUUGAAACCGAUGGAGACCAAGAUGCGGAACCAGGAAACCUCCAUGUUCUGUCACAGAAUACCGCUGCAGAGAGAACAGUCUUACCACAACAGCCGCCGUUACCUGAACCUCAGCCGUUACCUGAACCUGAUAGUGGAACCAUGGCAGAUGGAAUAAGUGUUGAGACAGAUGUAGCAGCGAGAGCGUUAGAAGAACUUAAACGUGAUGGUGCCUUUGAUUGUGAACCCUACUUUGAAUACAUCAUGAAUAAUGAUGAUCUAUUUUAUGACGAGCCGCAACAGUGGAGACCACAUAGCUCUGCGUGCAAUUCAGACUGUUCUGAAGAGCGCUGCGGUUAUUGUAAUGCGCUCGUUAUCGAAGUUGAAUUGCCUGUCUUUAUAUCGGAUGAAAGCUUUCCGCAUUGA
Messenger RNA from Williopsis jadinii, 486 nucleotides. RefSeq lists its product as uncharacterized. Bases 1 to 486 code for a protein of 161 amino acids. Lineage: Eukaryota; Fungi; Ascomycota; Saccharomycetes; Phaffomycetales; Wickerhamomycetaceae. The record is from RefSeq and is a predicted model, not a curated record. The transcript has 2 exons.